This is a messenger RNA of Symbiodinium necroappetens, 945 nucleotides long. The record is from the annotation of a GenBank genome assembly. Lineage: Eukaryota; Dinophyceae; Suessiales; Symbiodiniaceae.
AUGCUGGGCACCCCUCGCGAGCAUCACGCGAAGAGCGAGGAAUGGCAGGUGCUCGGCGGCAAAGCUGGGGGUGCACAUGCCGAGAUGAUGAUCAACACAGACGGUUCACGCAUAUUGAAGCCGUUGGAUCAGGGGGCGAGGUGUUCCAGCGAGAUUGCAGCUUAUCGAAGCCUUGCUUGUUCGCCCCUGGCACCGUUUCUCUGCAGCUUCCACGGCACUCGGAAAGUUGAAGGUGCAGAGUACAUGGAGCUGAACAGUGCCUACUUCGGCAUGACAGGGCCCACCGCCACACUGGACAUCAAGAUAGGCAAGAAGACCUGGGAGGACCAAGCAGACCCCGCCAAGAUUGCGAAGGAGUCCAAGAAGUUUGAUGAGAUCUAUUCCGCAAGCAGCGCUAUGGAUGGCUUCAGAGUGGCAGGAAUGAAGGCGGGGGACCUGGUGCUAAACUCGACCAACUUGAAGGCACGAUUCAGCCUCAAAACGAAGGAGUUCGGAGACUGGCUGCUCCCCGCAUUCCUGGCCUCAGCACCCGGCUUCGGUGUUGCCAUGAGCUCACCGCACUUCGAGCGAACUCUGCAACAUCGCCCCAUAGGACCUUUGCCCGAGGGCAUGGCCGGCCUGUGCCGCCCAGAUAGCCGAGGUUGCGAAGUUGACAUGGGAGCGGCUGCGGAGAUCCUCGGGAAGCUGAAAGCCAUCAGCACGGCGGCAGAGCAGGGCUUCGGCGGAACUCUCAGAGCAGCCAGCCUUCUCCUAACUCGUGAAAUGAGACAUGGAGGCCGAUGGCAAGUCCAUCUGAUAGAUCUGGCACACUACACAGAGACUGCCGAGAAACGGGACGACAACUUCUGCGAUGGCUUGCAGAAUUUGAUCCGCACAUGGGAAGACUGGUGCGCGGUAGAUGUGCCACAGUCCUGGUACAGUGUUUGCUGCAUUACGCGGAAAUGA